This is a messenger RNA of Elephantulus edwardii (Cape elephant shrew), 543 nucleotides long. Its product is annotated as hematological and neurological expressed 1 protein-like. Gene Ontology annotation, cellular component: nucleus. The record is from RefSeq and is a predicted model, not a curated record. The coding region runs from base 1 to 543 and encodes 180 amino acids. The transcript is spliced from 3 exons. Lineage: Eukaryota; Metazoa; Chordata; Mammalia; Macroscelidea; Macroscelididae.
AUGCAGUGGCACCGUCUCCUCACUCCGACUCGCUUCGUUCCUCGGCGCCAUGACGACCCCAACAGCAGGAACAACUCCCGGGUUUUGCGGCCUCCCGGUUGUGGAUCUAAUUUCUCUUUAGGUUUCGAUGAACCAGCAGAACAACCUGUGAGAAGGAACAAGAUGGCCUCAAACAUCUUUGGGACAUCUGAAGAAAAUCCCUCUUCGUGGGCCAAGUCCACAGGUGCCAAGUCUAGCAAUGGUGACAGGGAAGAUUCUGAGUCAUCUUUGACCCAGACAAGAAACUCUUCUGAAGCAAACACUGGAGACUUCUUCGAUCUGAAGGGAGAAGGUGUGAUUCAUGAAAACAUGGACACAGACCUGCCAGCCAGCCUGGGACAGAGUGAGGAGAAGCCCGUGCCUGCCGCCCCUGUGCCCAGCCCAGUCACGCCAGCCCCCGUGCCAUCCAGGAGAAACUCACCGGGCGGCAAGUCCAGCCUGGUCCUGGAAAUAUGCCAGGUCUUCGCACUACUGACUGACGAGCAAAGCCUGCUGCCCUCGUAG